Molecule: messenger RNA, 1107 nt
Organism: Hemicordylus capensis (graceful crag lizard)
Lineage: Eukaryota; Metazoa; Chordata; Lepidosauria; Squamata; Cordylidae
Product: zinc finger protein 184-like
Exons: 3
Coding region: 83-745 (220 amino acids)
Biological process (GO): regulation of transcription by RNA polymerase II
Molecular function (GO): DNA-binding transcription factor activity, RNA polymerase II-specific; RNA polymerase II cis-regulatory region sequence-specific DNA binding
Source: RefSeq, a predicted model, not a curated record
GCGGUGAACUGAGCCACAGAGCUCUGGUUCCUAGAGAGGAAGACCAAAAUAACAACAAAAAGAAAUUUGGAGAGAGGAGCGGAUGCCUGGGGAAAGAUGUCAAUCAUCUUGCCUCUAUCUUCCUGUACUGAUCCCUAGGAAAGUGCAAAAACUUGCCUUGGAGAGGAGCUGGAGGCCGGUGCGCGAAGGGAUAAACGAAUUAAAGGUGCCCGAGCUAUUCCAUGUGGUGACUAUGAAUGUCCCUGUUCCUAAAACAGCUUCAUCUGAAAACCUGCAGAGGCAUUCUGGCAGAGAAACCAAGAAGGAGAGUAAAGGGGAUACUGACUCCUUGGGGCACCAGGAGCUUGUGGCAAACCUUGGCGAUCAGGAUGGGCCCAAAUGGCUGAAGGCAACCCAAACAGAUAACCGGGGGGAUGAAGCUGCUUCCUUGACCAGUUGCAAGCCCCCUGAAAUCACAGACCCACAGAGGACACAGAAGGAAAAAAGCCGUAAGAUUUGCAACGUGUGCGGGAAAAGCUUCAGUUAUAAUUCCAACCUGAAGAGACACUGGAGGACUCACACAGGGGAGAAGCCAUACGGGUGCUCCUACUGUGGGGAAAGGUUCAAUCAGGCUACAAAUCUCAUCAGGCACCAAAGGAUUCACACCGGAGAGAAGCCAUACAAGUGUGCGGACUGCGGAAAGAGCUUUAAUCAGAGCCUCCAGCUCAUUCGCCAUAGGAAAAUCCACACGCAAGAGAAACAGUAGAUUUAUUUUGCCCUGGAGAAGGCUUCAGUCACAAGCCUUUACAUGAAGGAGAGAAAGAGAGAGAUUGGCUGACCUACCAUGCAGCAUCAUGCCCAUGGGGGGACCAAAUGUCUGCGCACUUUCGCAGGAGUUCCCUUGCCUGAGUGCAAAAAUUGCAGAAACAGAGUUGUGCAACAUUGAGACCAUUCAGUAUAGAAUAUGUAAGGUCAUUAUAUAUACAAGGAGGAGCCUCGUGUGUGUGUGUGUGUGUGUGCGUGUGUGUGUGUGUGUGUGUGUGUGUGUGUGCAGAUGAAGGGGAUGGAGAGAGAAUGAGAAUAAAUCAUUCUCUCUGGCAAAACCAGAAUAAAUUAUUAUUACAUUUA